This is a messenger RNA of Chelmon rostratus (copperband butterflyfish), 7164 nucleotides long. RefSeq lists its product as uncharacterized. The coding region runs from base 100 to 2064 and encodes 654 amino acids. NCBI's taxonomy places the organism in Eukaryota, Metazoa, Chordata, Actinopteri, Chaetodontiformes, Chaetodontidae. The transcript is spliced from 18 exons. Gene Ontology annotation, molecular function: metal ion binding; protein binding; RNA binding. The record is from RefSeq and is a predicted model, not a curated record.
AACACACUCAUAGCUGGACUGUUGUGAAAUUUGCCUACAAGACAAACAUAACGUUUAACAUAUCUGCGGGACACCAGUUCAAAGAAAUAAGUUAACAUCAUGCCAAGAAAGAAGGACAUUUUCAAAGGUGGCGCUCCUGUUGAUAGAAUUCGAGAAAACUCGAGAAUUGUGCACACACAUGAAUCUAUGAUGGAUUACGUAAAUGGACGUCACCCUGUGAACUCCUUCCUGGAUGUCUUAACCGCUGGCUUUUUUGAUUUUUUAUGGACUGCUGAUGGAAACCUGGAUAAUGAUAUCCUAUAUUCUGAUGAUGAUGACGACGACGACGAUGAUGACUUCUAUCCACACAAUGUUUCUCACAGGCCAUUAGAACCACACCCACGAAUAAGACAACUCACCGAUGAGGAAGCAGAAAAACAUACAAAGGAAUUGAUUGAUGAGGAACGGCGUAAGGAGAAAACAGAGAGGAACAAGCGUAAGAAAUUGCGCAAAAAAGAGAAGAAACGAUUGGAAAAGGAGAAUGCAGUGAAAGACCUUUUACCUGAGGAAGAACAAGGGAAUUUAGACUCCUCAGAAAAUCAGGACAAAACUCCCGUUAUUGAAAGUAAUGCAGAAGCAAGUGAAUCUCCUGAAUCUGGUAAAUCAAAAAAAGCAACUGAGGCGGUUGGAUGUGAGGAGAGCAGUGAUAAUAAUAAAGAAGAAAAUCUUUUGAAGAUGGAUAAGAAAGAAGAUGAGGAGCAAAAGAAUUCAGAGGUAAAUAAUUCAAAUUAUGUUUCAACGGCUAACUCGGCGCCUGAGGAGACGUGUAACCAGAGGCCUUCGGGAGAAAAGAAAAAGAAAAAAUCAAAAUUACUGGAAGGUCGGGAGUCCAAGGAGGAAGACCUGAAAGUCGAGGAGAAACCUGAAAUUCAAAAGAAGGAAGAGAAACAUGAACCCAUUAAAGAGACAACAGUGGAUCCCAUGGUAGAAGAGUUUGCAAGAAGAAGCAGAGAGCUUGCUGGUAUUGGAAAUCGUUUGGCUGCCUCUGGACAGUAUGAGAUGGCUGUGAAAUACUUUACUGACGCCAUUAAAUACAACCCAAAGGAAUUUAAGUUAUUUGGAAAUCGGUCCCUCUGUUACGAAAGAAUGCAGCAGUAUGAAAACGCUCUCAGGGAUGCUGACCUUGCACUCUGCAUGGAGCCAAACUGGAUAAAAGGUUUAUUUAGAAAAGGAAAAGCUCUCUGUGGGCUCAAGAGAUACUACGACGCCUCGCUGAUCUACAAGGAGGUGUUGCAGCUGGAAAGUUCGAGCAUUGAAGCCACACAAGAGCUGAAACGAGCGCAGACGUUGCACCUUAUGGAAAUGGGAUUCAACUGGACGCAGAGCUCUGAGGCCUUGAAAACACACGCCACUUUAGAGGAAGCUGUUGAAGCUCUGUUUGGCGGUGACAGUAAUCCAGGUCCUGAAUAUGCUGCUGUCAGUAGAGACAAUACAGAGCAACCAGUGGUGGAGGAAGAUGACGACGACGACGAUGACGAGGGAGAAUGGACUGUCCUACAAACAAGCCGCCCCAGAACGCAGCAGAUCAGAGAGUCCAAUGCUUUGGGCCAGAGCAGAUCGAAAUCUCAGUCACCGACCCCUCACUCAAGAAAUUCUGUGAAACCGAAGCGCUUCCCCAUUUGGGUUGGAUCCUUGGCCCCUUCCAUCACCUACGCAACACUUCACGAGCUCUUCAGCAGAGCCGGGACGGUCAACGGCAUCAAGAUGCUGCUGGAACACCAGUGUGCCUUUGUGAACUACACCAGGAAGGAAGACUGUGAAAGAGCCAUCCAGUGUAUUAAUGGAAUGGUGGUGGAGGGGUCUCCACUGUCAGUGCGAUAUCCCAGUAAAAUCUACUCUGGACUCGGUAUGUCCAAAUCAGCUGCCACUGACCCCUAUUCACAACCCGGCCCAUACAAGAAGGAGUGCUUUUUCUGGAGGACCACGGGCUGCACGAGGUCGGACUGCACCUACAAACAUGUCCCAGAGCACAAGAACAUCGACAGGGACAAAUUCACCAGUAGACUGGGAAAUCAUCACAUGUAGGAAAUCAGAAAUGGCGAGCAUGCAUCAUUUCCUUUGACAUUUGACACAGUGGUGGUGCCAAAACCGGCUGCUUUUAGUCACAAUUUUUGAUUAUGGUUCUCGUGUUUGGCAGCAAAAAAAGAAUAAUUGUGUUUGGGUUUGCCACUCUUUUGCAUUUUUUUUGGAAAAACCAUGAUGGCCCACUGUUGUUGUGCAAAUGCAAAGGACAAAUCUAACUAUGUUACUGCUGUAUUAUAGUAAUAAUUAAUGUGCAUCAAGCUUUGGCCAUUCAUUUGCAAUAUGAUUUGUCAGGGAUUACUUGUGUUUAUCUAAUCUGUUUAAAGAUUGUGUUAAAACACUUGAUUUUCACUUUUGUUGCACUGUUUUAAAUUGUUUUAAAACAGAUUUUUCUGUUGAUUUUCAGUCACCAGUAGGUGGCACCAUUACAUCUAUCCCUUAACUUUGGGGCUACAAACUGUUCUGCUUUCUUUUUAAAGGCUGUGAUUUAAGAGUAGUUAUGCUAACGGCACAUUUAUUGUGCUAUGUUUGAUUGUGUCUUUUUAAAUGUGCAGGGGAACUAAUGGUUCAGUUCAGUAGUCAUGAACAUUAUGUACACAUUUUGUAAUGGCAUGUCUGUUGGAGAAUCUGUUGAAGUGUAGUGAUGUUUGGACACAAACAAUACAAUAAGUGCCUUUUAGUAGCACUGUGGCUGCAGUUUAUCAUGGAUCAGCCCAGAGGGAAUUAAAGCCUCAACUGUGAGAGUGUUUAUGUUGUGCCAUACACAUUAAUAUACAUACAGGACAAGACCAAAGACUUGGUGUAGGUGGAGCAGCAUAGAUACACAUGAGUCACUAGUAUACACACUAUGCAGUCACCUUCAUGAUAAGCUGCAUAAGGCUAAAGCACAAUUUGUGAGCGGGAUUAUUCAAGCCUCAGCAUGUAACUCAGUGUAAUUUGGGAUAUCACCAUGCAGGCAGUCAGGGGAGCUGUGACUUUAGGAUGAGAGGCCCAGUGGUUCUUCGCUGUCCCACCACGAAAGCAUCCCUAGAUUAAUCCCAGUAGCAGCUGUGUAUCCUGUUGCAGUGUCCUUGAGUGAGAAGCCCUCUGCAGUCGUCUUAGCCUGAGCCUGAGUUAGAGCAGAGUGCCAGUUAAACACCUGACGAGUAACCAUUGUCCCAGAGAUUUUAUCUGAAGCGAGGUUCUUCUAAGCCUAAAAUACCUCCCUUCAAUCCCCCUGACUGUGUCCCCUCACCGUUAAUGUGGGUGGGAUUUGUGUAGAUCCCUCUCCGCGAAAGCCCAGCAGGUUUGUUAUUUGACUUGAGCAGUUCAAGGUCACUUUUGUGACUCCUGUUAUGCAAUGUGUGAGGUGUGAAUUACAAAACCUUCCCAAAGAGCUCAAUAAUUGCCUAAAAAUGAGCGCUGGAAAAAAGUUGAGGCAUUUAGCUGUGGAAAGUGCUUAGUCUUGACCUAACAGAAAGAGAAGCUGUACUUGUUGGCAUUAAUUGGCUGAUUGUGGCAUACCUCACAAAGCCCUUUUGAUCUGCGUGAGAUUUGAGAGCAUGAAAGGCCUGUAAUAGUAAUAACAUGAACUCUGGCUGAACCCAUAGGCAGCACUGAGCCAUACAGUUGAUACAUUACCAACUCGCAAAAUGGGUCUAUAUUUAAUCUUAUUGGUCUGCUUGGCUGUGCCCUGCUAAAAACCUGUUCAAAUGCAGAUAAAGACUGAUAAGAGGUUAGGGUUCACAAACCGGCUGAAAUCAACAUCCCGCCACUCUGGCCCGGAUGAAGCCAAUCCCUCGCUUAACUAAAGCAAACAGCAGGAAGAUUAAGUGCAUCUUGUUAAAAGGCUGCUUGGUUUGUAGAGCUUUUAACAGACUUCGCACUCCACCUCUCCCUCCCAACAGGAGGAAAAGGGAACAAGAAAACACGGUAACAGAAAUUAACCAGCAGACAUGACAUGUUGCUCUCCCACGCUUUGCUUUUUGAUAUAUGGCUAUGCAGCAAAAAUCCUCCCCACUCCCCCUCAAGAGGAGUUUUGAGUUGGAGUAAUUGAAUGCAUUUCUUUUAGCGCAGGGAUACAUAAUCUAAUUUUUAUUCUAAUUCUGUGGUUUCCCUCCGCUGCUAAAUCAACUAUUGAUGUGGCAUGAGGGGGUAGCUGACUCACGCUGUAUAUCAACAGUCUGAUUUGUUUCUCAGGAAGCCAAAAUAAAUGCUCCACAGCAGCUCUGCAGCUGCUCAGCUUACAGGCCUCUGCUCGAACUUCAUAACCUUCCCAGCAGGGCCGCUGCUGUUUGCUUGCCUUUAUUUAAAGGAAUGACACUUCAAACACAGCAGUGUGUGUGUUUUGGAGCGACGCACCAUCUUUUUUUUUUUCUGUAUUUCCAACAAAUUCUCGCAGGAACAUUGUCUUUGCAGUUUAAAGGCCCCGAACACCGAUUUUCUCAAUCAGCUUCUCGCUAUGAGUGAUGUGGUCCUACAUGAACACACAAUUUUCUGCCAAACUUGGAACAUUUUUGCAUAUUUAAGAGGAGAAAUUUCUGCCUAGAUGUUUUUUCUGUGCUCUUCUCGCUUCUCUGGUUUAAAGUGGGCAGAGUAUUUCUGUGCAACAGUCAAGAUUUAACAAUAUUAACAACAAUAAGCUGACCCGCGUUGUACAGUUGUUACCUACUGAUGCUGUUAUUGAAAUGUGAUGACAACACAUUAACAACGUCCUGAAGAAGAUGAUUCGCUGGGUUUUUGAAAUCGAAACUUUAUUUAAUAAAGAAUAUUUAACAUUAUAGAAAAAUACUCCAGAUGAAACAAAGUUUUCAGAGGCUUUAAGUCUUGUUUUAUUUACAUCUUGAUAUCUCCACACCAUACUAAUCUUUAAAGCGAAGAGAGAAGAUCAACAUUAUCAAUCCCCAGCUGGAGAAAUGAAAAGACAGUUUUGCCCUUUCUUCCCCAGUAAUUUAAAAGGUGACCCAUUGUAUUUUCUAUCGUGAAAUGUAGAUGUAUAAUUUUGAACUGAACUGUUGUGUCUGCACAUUGUAAGGAGCGUGAUGACUGAGAUCUACAAAAUGUCAUAAUGGUCGACUCACACAAUGGGGAGGCAUCUGGUUCACUGCAGCCUCUUCUCAACCGUUGCUGGAUUUCUUUGUUGCACUGUGAAAUGAAUACAGUAAUUGUCACAAUGAGAAAUUGACCUUCUCUUUAAUCGAGACAAAGGCCCCCUUAACAAGUUAAAAUAGCGCAAACCCAAUUAGGGAAUUGAUUGCUUGCUUUCAUUUUCCUCAUUUGCAUCAGGGUCAUAUAGGGAAGAUAAAUUAAUGUCUAGUCUUUUGUCUACACUGUCAUUCCUGGUUAUGGGGUAUCUGUUGGUUAAGACGUGAGCGGGAGAAAAGUCUUCCACCCUUUAACUCAUCUCUGAUAAUCUGCUGUUAAACGCCGACAAGUUAGAACGACCUACAGAAGAUUAAAAAGUCCUCUUUCAUACUGCUGUACAAAGAGAAGUUUUUAUGUUCAUGGCAUUGUUUGAUGUAUCAUUCAAAGGGCAAUCGGUGUUUAUGCGUUGGCAAAUAAAGACAUACAUAAUGCCCAUAUUAAAAGGCUUAUUAGAGGUUUUGUUUGGGAUUAUCAUGGUUAUUGGUGUAUGUGCAUUUCAAUAUGAUUAAAAAACCCCACUUGCAGAGACUUCGGCCUUGACCACAUGAAUACGAUUUUGCAAAACAAACAUUUUCUCUGCUUUGUGGCCUCUCGUUCACACACAAACAGCAUUUUAGGUCACUUAAAUGGAGAAUUUUUUUCAGACACACCUUCUGACCCGCGCGCACACAAUGAAACGGUGCGUUCAGGAAACAAUGACAUUAUCGCUUCAUACAUGCCCAUUGUUGCUUUGUGUAAUGAGCGCACAAUGGCGGCCUAGUGGUUAGUUUACGUUUGGUAAGCACUGCAAGGCUGUGGGCCAGAGAGGUGUUAAUAAUUAGCUAUUGUUGUAUGUAUUUCUAAGUUACUACCACCAAAGGAAAAUAAACUAAUUCUCAGUUGUUGUUGUUUGGUAUUUGAUGUUUUAUUGAGACUGUGUUGCUACCUGCAGGGCUGGUGUGGUUGAGUGUUUGGUGUGUAUAUUUGUAUACAUGUGGUCGAGGCCUUAAAAGAUUUAUUUUUGUCGCUGUCAACAAGUCCCAUGAAAAUGCCAAAAACACAUUGCAUUAGUCCGUCUCAGCACUUUUCUACCCUUCCUGUAGCACUGAGCCCCAAGCCCACUGCUUCCUACAAAAUAUGUAAAUCUUAUACUUUAAUUUAGAGAAGGCUCAGUAAUUUCCUGAAACAGCUGGGCACUGUAGUUUCCAGCAAAUGCUUGUAAUGCAAGGGACUAUUUUCAGCUGUGGAUUAAUACACAUUUGGUGCACGUUACAGCUGUAAAAUGGUGAAUGUUAGACUGAGUCAGAAUUAACAGUGCCCACACUAGCCCACUUCUCAUCUCCAAGUGAGGCUACAUUAGCUGCUACUAGCAUGACGCACCAGAAUUGACCAAGCUGUCGGUGGUGGAGUUGCAUUGUGGGUAAUGAAAGUGGAAGGUUUUGAAGAAUUUGUGGAAUAAAAAAACAACUCUCUGUUUCUGCCACAUAAAUUUUGACGCUUUUUAUUAAAACUGUUCAUCGUGAAGCUGCCAGUGUUAUAGGAGUGCAAAGCUAAAUCAGUUUCGUGCUCUAAUAAAAUGUCACCCAGUUUGACUGUGUGCUUAAAUUGUUUAGUAGUUUUGGACAAUUGCAAAGCUCGAUGUCACAGAGGAAUAAGAUACAUCAUCCACUGGAUACUUGUUAGGAGGAUCGAUUCGUUGUUUUUGGUCUUUUCAUGGGAUUUGGGAUUUGUUGACAAAAAGAAAAAUAUCACCAGAAUUCACCAGUAAAACCUUUUUUUUUUCUGUCAUUGCCUUAGAAGAAGACUAAAAUACCACAAUGCUCAACGCUUUAAACAAUAUGAUGAUUACAAUAGUUGUAAUUCAUGUUUAACAUGUAAAACACUGGUUUGGUCCUUGUGACAUCCAUGCUUUCAAUGUUUCUGCACAUACAGUAUGUUCAGUAAAACUGUCUGACUGCAUCCACAUCCUGUUGUUUUUUUUACAUUUAAAUAAAUUAUUGA